Messenger RNA from Coffea arabica (coffee), 1705 nucleotides. RefSeq names its product protein SEEDLING LETHAL 1, chloroplastic. Gene Ontology annotation, biological process: regulation of DNA-templated transcription; hydrogen peroxide catabolic process; cell redox homeostasis. NCBI's taxonomy places the organism in Eukaryota, Viridiplantae, Streptophyta, Magnoliopsida, Gentianales, Rubiaceae. The record is from RefSeq and is a predicted model, not a curated record. Gene Ontology annotation, molecular function: double-stranded DNA binding; thioredoxin peroxidase activity.
AUUCCAAUUAUCCACAGCUCAUUGGCACUGCCACCGACCAGGUACCAACCACCAAACCAAUUCUGCUGCCUCCCACACUCGGCAAAAUCCACUCAGUCCACAGACUUUCUACUCGAGACUUGAGAGUUGAGAGGGACCCCCGUUUUGGCCAUCUCAAAGAACCGUCACUCCAGAUUCUUCCAUUUUCCAUUCAGUUCCCAUCCUCCACUCCAAUGGCCUGCUCAGCGGCUUCAACAGCCUUGCUUUCAUCAUCAACAUCCCCAAACCCCCCGAGGCCUUCCAUUUCUCCCAAAUCUUUUUUAUCCUCUCAAACCCUAUCCACUCCUUCCUCUUUCAAUACCCUCCGUAAGUCCUCGCCCUCGUUCUCCUCCUUAUCCCAUGUCCCCUGUUCCUUCUCUUCCCGCUCUUCCUUCCCCAAUCGCCGAAGUUUCGUUGUCCGAGCAGGAAUUGCAUUGAGAGGGCUUUUUAUUAUCGACAAGGAAGGAGUUAUUCAACACGCAACCAUUAACAACCUUGCAAUUGGCAGGAGUGUUGACGAAUCAUUGAGAACACUGCAGGACCAUGUCGCUAGCGGUUCAGUAGCUACAAUGCCAGAUACCCUCCACCACCUUUCCACCUCCUCCUCCAUCACUCCCCCUUUCAUCACCCCAAAAUUUCCUUCGCUUUCCCGCCCCAAGCACGCCCAUUUGGCCCCUCCUCCUCCGCAACCCGAUUCCAAUUCCAUCUCCAUUUCCAUCCCUUCCACCGCCCCCCCAUCAUCCAGUUCCCAGGAAAAUAACAACAUUGCCCCUCCUCUCAAAUUCCAGCUCCUCCAGGAGAAACUCCUGUACUUAGACUCCCUCGGCCUCGACUCUCUCUACUGCCUCGCUGCCCACUCACCUAUCCUUUUUACUCCUCUCUCCCAGAUCAAGUCCCUCGUCAAAUUCCUCCACUCCCUCGGCCUCACCACCCCUGAUCUCCGCCGCGCUUUUUCCAUGUGCCCCGACCUUCUGGCCACCCCUCUCAGAACCGUCUUGAGACCCGCCGUUACUUUUCUCCUUCGGGAGGCCCACGUCAGCGGCAAGGAUCUCCGCCACGUCAUCAACCGCCGCCCCCGCCUCCUCAUUUGCAGCGUCGACCGCCGCCUUCGCCCGACCCUUUACUUCCUCCGAGGUACCAUUGGCAUUGACGAUGUCAGCAGGUGCGCUCCUCUUCUCUCCUGCUGCGUCGAAUCAAAGUUCAUCCCUCGUCUCGACUAUUUUUUGAAACUUGGGAUACCCAAAAGGGAGGCCAUUUCGCUAUUUCGGAGGUUUCCGUCCCUGUUUUGUUACAGUAUAGAGGAGAAUUUAGAGCCCAAAUUCAAUUACUUCGUGGUGGAAAUGGGAAGGGAGUUGAGGGAGUUGGUUGAUUUCCCACACUAUUUUUCGUUUAGCUUAGAGAAUAGGAUAAAGCCAAGGCACAAGAUGUGUAUGGAGAGGGGGGUGUGUCUGUCAUUGCCUGUGAUGUUGAAGUCUUCGGAGGCCCGAUUUAUGGAUAGGUUGGAAGUCUGUUGUGAUUCUUCGGUUCCUUUGGCAACUUCUCCAUUGUGGUGCAAAAGGGUCAAUCUUGAUAUUGAUGUAACAUAGGAAAAAUCAUAGUCCUGUAUACAUUCUCUACUGCACUGCACUUGUAUCUGCUUACAACAAAAUAAGGAAAAGUAAAUACGAAAUUCCAUUUUUUUGCUGAA